UUUGAUGAAAGUUUACUCUAGGUCCCUGAGAACACAGGAGAAACGAAUACAUUUCCAUCUUUACCUAGGAAUGUUUCUCCAGGUAUCUAUCAGACUAAUCCUGUACUUGGAGCAGAGAUCCAACAUGAACUCAACCCUGCAGGAUCGGAUCCAUGGAGCACUCUCCGGCUGGAGGGGAUUCUCAGAAACGGAAGUACUAUGUGAACUGAUGAUUAUACUGCUGGAGUAUGCUAAAACUGUAAUGUUCCACUGGAUGUUUAUUGAGGGUAUCCAUCUACAUAAUAUCCUAGUUGUGAAUGUGUUCCUGACUAACUCUGACAGAAACCAAACCAUCUAUCUCCUGGUUGGAUGGUUAUUGCCUAUUCUAAGCACUGGUAUCUGGGCGUUUGUUUCAACUCAAACCAUUCAUUCGCAAUGCUGGUAUGGAUACAACCAUGAGAUAUAUUACUGGAUAUCUGAGGGACCAAGGCUUUGCGUCAUAGCUAUAAAUUUUCUAUUCCUGAUUAACAUUCUCCGUCUUCUUUAUUCUAAAUUUGGUUCAACUUCACAAGAUCAAAGUUCUCUCAGGAUAGAAGGAGAGUCCGCACAAACCGUCAACGGAUCUAUCUCGGGUAUUCGAGGAGGGAACGAUUCUAUUAGUUUGGAAGGAUUAAGGUCGAGUCUUAAAGCAGCCAUAGUUCUUCAACCUCUUCUUGGAAUUUCCAACUUCCUUCAGAUUGUUGACAGCCCAUACGAUGCCGGUAUCAUCUACUUCACCUUCUGGUCCUUCAGCACGAGCCUACUGGCCAGCUUGCAGGGGUUCUUCGCCGCAACGUUCUACUGCUUCUUCAACAAGGAUGUUCACAAAGUGAUUCGUCACCUUGUAUCUGUUGAAACUACCCGGAGAAGAAACCUGAGCGGAUUACCUAGGACGGAUAGCUCUAGAACCAGAGCAUCAUUCAAUACAAGGUCGAGCAGGAUAGAGAGACCACAAUGGUGUGAGGAGGAGAGAGCAGGGGGUAGACUAGGAGUCUGGAGUCCCAGGGGGAGAAGUGAGGAGGAGAGAGCAGGGAGUAGACUAGGAGUCUGGAGUCCCAGGGGGAGAAGUGUAUCAACCAGAGGUUGGAAUCGAACAGACGGAAAAGAAAACCUCGCCAAAAAUAUAAUUAUGGAAAUUGAAACUGAAAUCUAAAUAAAGUAUUUAUUCAA
Messenger RNA from Eurytemora carolleeae, 1188 nucleotides. Its product is annotated as PDF receptor. Gene Ontology annotation, biological process: adenylate cyclase-modulating G protein-coupled receptor signaling pathway; cell surface receptor signaling pathway. The transcript is spliced from 14 exons. NCBI's taxonomy places the organism in Eukaryota, Metazoa, Arthropoda, Copepoda, Calanoida, Temoridae. Gene Ontology annotation, cellular component: plasma membrane. Gene Ontology annotation, molecular function: G protein-coupled peptide receptor activity. Bases 5 to 1171 code for a protein of 388 amino acids. The record is from RefSeq and is a predicted model, not a curated record.